Molecule: messenger RNA, 597 nt
Organism: Acanthosepion pharaonis
Lineage: Eukaryota; Metazoa; Mollusca; Cephalopoda; Sepiida; Sepiidae
Source: the annotation of a GenBank genome assembly
AUGUCUUCUUUUACGAUAACUCUUGUUUUUCCCCUUUUAAUAUUAUUACAUUCAAUUGCUUUUUUUGAUAUUAUUAAACUCUUUUUCCUUCUCUUGACUAUUGUUCUUUUUCUCCUUCUCUCGAGACUAUUGCCCUCUUUCUCCUUCUUUCUAGACUAUUGCCCUCUUUCUCCUUCUUUCGAGACUAUUGCCCUCUUUCUCCUUCUUUUGAGACUAUUGCUCUUCUCCUUCUCUCGAGAUCAUUCUACUCUUUCUCCUUCUCUCGAGACUAUUGUCCUCUUUCUCCUUCUCUCGACACUAUUUCUGCCUUUUCCUUUCUUUAAAAAAAAUCGGUCGCUUUUUAUUUCUCUUAUGGAUAAUGAAGCGGAUACGUCUUUGGACUUCUUUCUGUUCCUACAGAAUUCAUUUUCUUUUUCACUAUUUUUUUUAAAGAGAGUCAAAAAGGAUCUCAGUGAUGACGUUAAGGUAGGUCUGUCAGUAUCCAUCUAUCUAUCUAUCUAUCUAUCUAACGUAGUCUGUGCACAUCUAUCUAUCUAUCUAUUUAACGUAGUCUGUGCACAUCUAUCUAUCUAUCUAUCUAUCUAUCUAUCUAUUUAA